Messenger RNA from Brachypodium distachyon (stiff brome), 2733 nucleotides. RefSeq names its product histone-lysine N-methyltransferase, H3 lysine-9 specific SUVH4. Gene Ontology annotation, molecular function: protein binding; histone methyltransferase activity; zinc ion binding. The coding region runs from base 1005 to 2522 and encodes 505 amino acids. The transcript is spliced from 16 exons. Lineage: Eukaryota; Viridiplantae; Streptophyta; Magnoliopsida; Poales; Poaceae. The record is from RefSeq and is a predicted model, not a curated record. Gene Ontology annotation, cellular component: nucleus.
CUUUCCCGCAAAUGGUAAAAGUGCAGAGCCCCUUCACCGACCUGCCCUCCCUUCCUUUCUCGGCCCGUAAUCUUGUCGUCUCGUGUCGUCUCUUCCUUUCUCUCCCAAAACCCACUCCACCUCGUCUCCCCACGCCGCCGCGGCGGAGUCGGGGGGCGCGUGGGCACGAUCCAGCCGCCGCCAUGGAGGUGUUGGGCGUCGCCGAUUCUCCGUGCCGCCCGAGGAGCGCGCGAUACGCGGAGAAGGGGUACCCCAACUACGCAGAGGAAGAGCCCGACCUCUGCGCUCCUGCCUCGCGUUGCCGUGCACGCAGCGCGCGGCACGCCGAGGACGGGCACCCCGACGGUCCCCGCAGGCACAAGAGGAACGAGGGAUCCGUCGCGGUGAAGAAUCCGGUGGCGCAAGACGGAAGGAAGAGGCGUGGUAGGCCUCCCAAGGAGUCGGCGACGGCAGUCGACAUGGUCGUUCCGUUGCUUCGGGGCGACGAGGCGGUGCCGCUGGACGGGACUAAGAGGCGCAGGACGGUCGCCGCACCCAUGGCCACGGCGAUGACGGUGGGCAAGGUUUUUCCGCUGCCCAAGGACAACGAGGAGGUGGCGCCUGUGGAUGGUGGGUCUGAUGAGCACGAAGGUGCUGAAGGUAGCGGCAAGAGCUGGAGUUUGCGUGUGAAGGAGACGCUGCGGGCGUUCAGCAGCAACUACCUCCACUUUGUGCAGGUCGCCUUGAUUACUUAAUCUUCUCGUCGAAGAGAUUUUUUCCGAUCGGAGGAGGAGCAACAAAGAGCAUAGGCUAUAAAGCAAGAACUGGACGAAGCGGCAAGGGCUCAAAAGCGUCAGAUUCUGAGUAAAUAUGGUAAAACCAAUACUUCAGCCAAGCAACAGAUCAAGAGAGGGUCAAAGAAAGGAAAUGCUAGGGGUUGCAAACGAAAGUCUAUCAAAGAUGACAAAGGCUUCCAAGCGGUCAAACGGGCAUCAAAACGCCCUGAUCUGAAAGCAUUAACAAAGAUGCAAGCAACUAAUGCCGUACUUUAUCCAGAGAAGAGGAUGGGGCAUCUUCCUAGGGUGGAUGUCGGUGAUCAGUUCUACUCACGUGCUGAGAUGGUUGCUAUAGGUCUACAUGGCCAUUGGAUGAAUGGUAUAGAUUAUAUGGGUACGAAAUACCAAGAUGAGGCAGGGUAUCAGGGUUUAAUUUUCCCACUUGCCACCUGCAUUGUAAUGUCGGGGGCAUAUGAAGAUGAUUUGGACAAUGCUGACGAAAUUAUUUACACCGGUGAAGGAGGGAACAAUCUGCUUGGCAACUGUCACCAGGGGGCUGAACAAACAUUGGUUCGUGGAAACUUGGCACUGAUGAACAGCAAGGAUAAUGGCAAUCCUAUACGGGUUGUUUGUGGCCAUAUUGAAAAGAGAAGCUACACUGGAAAAGUUUACACCUAUGAUGGACUUUACAAGGUAGUAGAUUGCUUGUCAGAGAAAGGAGUGCGGGGGCAUUUGGUGUUCAAAUUUAAAUUGAAGCGUAUUGAAGGCCAACCACCUUUGACAACUUCUCAGGUGCUGUUUACUCGUGGAGGUAUUCACAUGCCUAUUUCUAAAUUACCCAGGUUGGUUUGUCCGGACAUCUCAUGUGGGCAGGAGAACCUUCCAAUUCCUGUUACAAAUUUAGUUGAUAAUCCUCCUGUUGCCCCAUCUGGCUUUGUGUACUCGAAGUCACUACAGAUUCCAGAAGAUAUCAAGAUGCCAGCUGACAGUAUUGGCUGCAAUUGCAAAGGAGAUUGUUCUAGCUCUGCACACUGCUUAUGUGCUGAUCACAAUGGUUCUGAUCUACCUUAUGUGUCCAGACAAAGGAAAGUGAGUGCUAAGAAUCUGGAUUCUACACAUAAGAAUGUUGGAAGGUUAGUGGAGCCCAAAGCAGUUGUGUUCGAGUGUGGUCCUAACUGUAGCUGCCAAUGCAGCUGUGUAAACAGAACGUCCCAGCACGGAUUGCAGUAUCGCCUGGAGGUAUUUAAGACAGUAUCAAAAGGUUGGGGGGUAAGGACACGGGAUACCAUUCUUCCGGGAUCUCUGAUCUGUGAAUACACUGGGGUGUUGAGAAGGAAUGCGGAAGUUGAAGGAUUGCUAGAGAACAAUUACUUAUUUGAUAUAGACUGCGUUCAGACCAUUAAAGGCCUCGAUGGAAGGGAGCAAAGGCCUGGCUCGGAACUGCAUAUGGCAUCUCUUCAUGAAAAGCAUGACCCAGAGACUAAUCAAGUCCCAGAGUAUUGCAUCGAUGCUGGUUCAGUUGGCAACGUUGCAAGAUUCAUAAAUCAUAGCUGCCAACCUAACCUUUUCAUACAAUGCGUAUUGAGCUCACAUAGAGAUAUCAAGCUAGCAAAAGUUAUGCUUUUUGCAGCUGAUACCAUACCUCCUCUUCAGGAACUAUCGUAUGACUACGGAUAUCCCCUGAACAGUGUCGUUGAUAUACAUGGCACUGUUGUCAAGUUGGCUUGCCACUGUGGCGCCUCUGACUGCCGAAAGCGGUUAUAUUAGGUUCUUUAACAGUGUCAUGGUGCUUGUGAGGAAACUCUUAACGUACUCUUAAUUAUUAUGCUUCGUAGGAAGCCAUGUCGUGUGGCAUAAGGAAACUAACCAUGGUGAAACUUCUCAUUUUGUGUAGCUUGCUGCAAUAUUUAGCUGACAUUCAGCCCUUAACAUUACAAUAUACAUUUCUGGCAUUUCUGUUUUCCUAUGCAUUUUCGUA